Messenger RNA from Leptopilina heterotoma, 879 nucleotides. RefSeq lists its product as uncharacterized. Lineage: Eukaryota; Metazoa; Arthropoda; Insecta; Hymenoptera; Figitidae. The coding region runs from base 1 to 879 and encodes 292 amino acids. Gene Ontology annotation, molecular function: nucleic acid binding. The transcript has a single exon. The record is from RefSeq and is a predicted model, not a curated record.
AUGCUUUCCGAAGUGGCUCAAUUAUUUGAUCCAUUAGGAUUUCUCUCACCUUUCACCAUUCGAGCUAAGAUGUUAUUACAGGAACUCUGGCUUGAAAAACUUGCAUGGGAUGACUCACCCUCAGACUCAAUCAACAAGAAAUGGCUCAAAUUCAAAAAGGAAUUUUCUCAACUCUCAACAAUUUCAAUACCACGGUGGCUCAACAUCACUACAUCUUCAACAGUGGAACUUCAUGGUUUCUCGGAUGCUUCUCAACUCGCAAUGUCAGCAGUCAUCUUCAUUAAAUCAACAAAUUCACAACUCGAACCAAAAAUCAGUCUCAUCUGUGCAAAAACAAAGGUUGCACCACUCAAGCGGAUCACCAUUCCAAGAAUGGAACUCACGGCAGCGCAAUUACUCACUCGUCUCAUGAUUUAUGUUCAAAAUACUCUGGAAUUAUCGAAUUCACCAGUUUUCAUGUGGACUGAUUCACAGGUGACUUUAAAUUGGAUCCAAAGUCACCCAUCACAAUGGAAGGAUUAUGUUCGAAACAGGGUUUCAUUCAUUCAAGAUCAACUUCCUCAUGCUCAAUGGCGGUUUAUCAAAGGAAAGGAAAAUCCAGCAGAUUGCGCAUCAAGGGGAAUGACUAUCUCACAACUCAAAGGCCAUACUCUCUGGUGGAAUGGACCCUCAUGGUUAAAGGACUCAUCAAAUCAAUGGCCUUCCCCGCAAAUUAAAAUAGACAACUCAACUCAACUGGAAGAGCGGCCAGGACUCUCACUCAGGGUAUCAACAGAUCCUCAUUCUCAGCUCUGGGAUAUUAUUGAAAGAUACUCAUCACUUAAACAUCUGUUGAGAAUCACAUCAAUUUGCUUCAGGACCAUCAACACUCUCAAAUAA